This is a messenger RNA of Vanessa atalanta (red admiral), 2306 nucleotides long. It is a transcript of the gene NGR-A8, whose product is annotated as G-protein coupled receptor dmsr-1-like. Gene Ontology annotation, cellular component: membrane. The record is from RefSeq and is a predicted model, not a curated record. The coding region runs from base 1 to 1299 and encodes 432 amino acids. Gene Ontology annotation, molecular function: G protein-coupled peptide receptor activity. Gene Ontology annotation, biological process: G protein-coupled receptor signaling pathway. The transcript has 6 exons. Lineage: Eukaryota; Metazoa; Arthropoda; Insecta; Lepidoptera; Nymphalidae.
AUGUCCAACAAUUCGCAAACUUUAUUGGAUAUUUUUCAAGAGAUCUUGGCGGCAUCUGGCAAUUCCUCGGAUAGCAAGAUCAUCAAUGAGACGAGAAUUUUAUCAGCUUUGAAAGAGCAGGCAUCAAAAGGAAAACCCGAGAAUUUUGGCUCAGUUUUAAUUAAAGUAGUGAGCGAUGUUCAGAGCAAAUUGAAUCUAUCCAUUAAGCCGGACGGCUACUGUGGUUAUUGUGAGGGAGAUUUUCGAGACGUCAUCCACGCUUACAACGGCAUUCAUGGAUAUGUUAGUCUUAUGGUGUGCACAAUAGGUGUGAUAGCGAAUACAAUGAACGUGGCGGUGCUGACACGCCGCGAUAUGGCAGCGGCGCCUAUCAAUCGCCUGUUGAAGUGGCUGGCUGUCGCAGACGUUUUCGUCAUGCUUGAAUACGUUCCAUUUGCCAUAUAUAAAUACUUGGUUCUACCAGAGAAAUUGGAUUUUCCGUAUUCGUGGGCGAUGUACUUACUCUUUCAUAUGCAUUUCGCUCAAAUAUUACAUACCGCGUCGAUAUGCCUCACAUUGUCGCUAGCAAUAUGGAGAUAUAUUGCAAUAAAAUAUUCGGAUAGAAGUCACAUUUUGUGCACUGAGCGACGAUGUAGUAUUGCCAUCUUGACUAGUUUCUUGUUGCCUCCAAUUUUGUGCAUACCCACGUUUAUGGUAUUUGACAUUCACACAAAGAAUAUCACCGCCGUAAAUGGCAGACCGGCGUAUAUUGCCUACCAUGUAGACUCAGACAGUCAGGGCAGACUUUAUCAAUUGAAUUUUUGGGUGCAUGCUGUACUCAUAAAAUUGCUACCAUGCUCAAUUUUGACAGUGAUUAGCGUGUGGCUUAUACGAGCGUUGUACAGUGCCAAUCAGCACCAGAAAAAUUUGAGGAACUACAGCGCUUGUCCGGCCGCUGAGAAAAUGGUAAAACGUCAACAUAAAGCGGAUAAAAGAACGGAUAGGACGACGAAGAUGUUAUUGGCCGUUUUGCUGCUUUUCCUUGUAACGGAACUGCCUCAAGGGAUAUUGGGUUUGAUGAGCGGGUUGAUCGGUUGGUGCUUCUUCAAACGUUGUUACGACCUGUUUGGAGAAAUGAUGGACUUCUUAGCGUUGCUGAAUGGCGCAAUAAACUUCAUAUUAUACUGUUCGAUGUCAAGACAGUUCAGGCAGACGUUUAGGCAGCUUUUGCUACAAAGGCACCUCGCUCGCUUCCUGCCUCCUAAUCCCUCACACUCGGACUCCCACAACCAAAAUACCGGAAAAACCUCGGUACCGUGAGGCAGAAUUUUGCUAGGAAAUCUUCCUGCAGUGCGUAAACAGUUUCUGUGACUCAAAAGUGAUUAGUGUUAAUAAUUUGUACGGUAAAUGUAUAUUUAAAUAGUCAGUUAGCGUAUUUAAGUGAAGUGGAAUUAAAUUUAAAAGCAAGAAGAGAGCACGAAUGAAUCAACUAGAGGUGUAAUUUGUCAUUCAUUAAAAGCUGAAAGCAUUUUAACUAAUUAACCAUGGUCAGAAAAGGAUAAUGGUUAGUAUUUUUAUAUUUAGAAGUCCUUGUUCAUAUUAACACUAAAAAAAGUAAGAUAUGAUUUUUACAUUUAAUUUUAUAUGAAUUCAUUGUUCAUUCAAAGCAUUUAUUAUAAGUAUAUUUCGUGUUAUAUGAAAGAAUAUUUCUCCAAACUCCCUCAGGACAUUAAAAUAUGUUCUUGGUAGAAGUGACCUCAAUGUCUUAUGACGUCAUUUAUUGUUAAGAAAAUAUUGUCUCGCCAGACAAUUACGUAGCAAGUUUGUUACAAGCUUUAGUGUGAAGCUUCGUCGAUGUUUAAUGUGUUGUUCUUAAACUUUUAAAACUAUGGAAUUGUUCUACAAUAUGUAACAAAAUAACAAAGAAAUUAUAUAUGCAUUAGGGAUUUAAUUAAAUACGACUAUUGCAGAUCAAGAUUGCGUGGAGAACAGAAACGCGAGCAAUGUUUUCCCUUUGAAUUGCAAUUCCGAUUCUAAUUAUAGUUGGUAGCUUAUGUAAAAUUACACUUGGUGAAUAGCCUCUGUUACCGUUAGAGAUAACCACAUUUUUGUAUAAUAUUGUGGAAUAUGUCUUCGGUACGAACUUUUAGUAAAUACUUUGUCAUUUGAUCGUAGUCGUUACGAUGUGUUGUACAAAUGUUGUACGACAGAUGUAUGAUGUUUUUAAGUGAAAUCUUGUAUUAAAAACAUAAACUACCAAUCGUAGCGAUUACAUAAACAAAACUAGUAAAGAGCAGAUAUAAUAUGAGUUAAUUUUAAAAAAACAG